AUGAAGAUUGCAAUCCUCCAUCUUGCCCUUCUCGGGCUGAGCUCUGCCCACGUCGCAAAUUUGGCUAGAGCGCCGCAGGGCCCGACACCGCCGGGCCAGCUGAUCGGUGAUGCAAUCAAGGCCGGUAUCAAGGAUUGGGGGCCGGCCGGGUCGCUGAAGCCGCCUUCGAGCCCCAAGCCCCCUCUGCGACAAAUGCCAGGCUCGCCUGUGCCGUAUCACAAGCCCAAGGAUCCUAACAUCAAGACUGGUGUAACGAGGAUCCCGGGUCAGCCUCUUGGCCCUCAGAAGAAGUGCAAGCCAUGCUUUCGGAAGAGAGAUAUUUGCUGCGACAGCUCGGGCAAGCCUGCCAAACCGGCCAAGGCCCCGGCCAAGGCCCCGGCCAAGGCCCCGGCGAAAGGACUGUCCAAGGCGAACAAGCCCUACAAAAUGGCCCGAUUCUCGGUGCCCAAGUCGGCCGGCAGGGCGGCCGUCUUCAUGCUCGUGGCGCCGUACGCGCACAGCGCGCUCGACUCGAUCAAGCAGUGGGACAACCCCAUCGGGCACGGCGUCAAGUGGUUCGACGACGCCAUGGCCAGCCUGCAGGAAGCCAUCGGCGGCCCGCAGCGCGACGACAUUUACGGCAACGAGCUCAAGUACAAGAUGAUCAAGGGCAUCGGCGGCGCGCUGCAGCUCGGGUUCGAGACGGACUGGGACAAGAACCAGCGGCUUCAGGCGGAGGCGGCCGCCAAGGAAGAGGCGCGCCGCCAGGAAGAGGACAAGGAGAAGCAGCGCAUUCAGGGCCUCGAGGAGCUGGCCGUGGUGUGCGAGAAGAUGGGAACGGAGCAGCCAGAGGACGCGGAGCUGACGACGCAGAUUCAGCAGAGCUGCACCAAGCUGGCGGACGCGGUCAAGAGGGUGCAGGCCCGGGAAGCGGCCGAGGCGAAGAAGAAAGUCAAGCCGGAGGCGUUUUACUGGUUUGGAAAGUGCAAGUGCAAUAGAAGUAAGCUUCCGAAGUUUGGCGCCAAGUGCGCCAACGAGUGCCGCGCCAUGAUCUCCUUACUUGGGGCUUGA
This is a messenger RNA of Akanthomyces muscarius, 1050 nucleotides long. RefSeq lists its product as uncharacterized. The coding region runs from base 1 to 1050 and encodes 349 amino acids. The record is from RefSeq and is a predicted model, not a curated record. Lineage: Eukaryota; Fungi; Ascomycota; Sordariomycetes; Hypocreales; Cordycipitaceae. The transcript has 2 exons.